AUGUGUCACGGUCACCCUCGCUUGCACCCUUGCUCGCAUACUUCGAUCAACUGGCACUACUGCCCCUCGGCCCUGAUCGACCUUGAAACAGGUGUAGAGACUCCAUGCUCACAUUUGAGCUAUGCAACCGCCCAGCCCAGCAAUGUCGACUGUCCUCUGAUCAACUGCCAAUUCAAGGCGAUGGGUGGCACCUGGACCUGCUGUCAGUGCAGUCAAGGUCCCAAUACCCAAGGCUGGUGCACAAUGCCAAAAGCCACAUCGGGUUAUGGCAUCGGCGCCACUGUUGAUGAGUCUGAGACUUGCGAUCAUGGAUGUUGUGCGGAAUGUGCACGUUACCUCCCAACCCGAACAACUAGCCCGGAUUUGACGUUCAGUGAGCUCCGUCAGGGGACUGCCAGCCGCAAAUUUGGCUACGGCUCUUCUAGCCGUUCUCAUCGCCGAGGUUCGGCCCUAUCCAAGAUCAAUGGAUUUCCCCCUGUAGACGAAAACGAAGAGACUAUUUCACCAUCCACAUCAGGCUCAUCUUCAAGAAGCAACAACUCGUACAAAUCAUCUGCCCCCAGUAACACGUCUUAUGAAUCUUUAACUUCAGCAAGCCGGGGCGCGGCUUACAGGGUUGAGCUGGAGUACAGCUCUAAGCGCCAUAAGUCAUCCUCUGGAAAGUCAAGCAAGAAGAGCCAAAAGUCUGUGAGGGCCCGCUAAGGUAGUCUUCCGGAGAUGAGUUGAAUGAGUAGCUUUGAGGAAACGGCCUUGGCUUGAAAAAGAAAACAAGUUGUUGAUCAUCGCGUGUGGGGGUUCUCGAUUGAAUUGAAGAGCCUAAUGACAUCCUAAUCUUGUAUAUUGUUAAGUUACUUACGAUGACAAUGUUGGGAAAGAUAACUGCUCACGUAUUCGCCAUCAGCAGAAGUUGGUUCAAGAUACCUCAUGUUGUACUUGCCCGCAGCGACAGAGGAGAAAACAAGGCGUAAUUUUCCACUUCCGAGAAUUCAGAAACCAAAUCCUUUAGUGCAUCAAAUCAAAUCUGAAGUCAAUUGGUUCCAUCCAUCAAACUCACUUGCCAUAGCUUGCAUCGAAGUUUGAGAUGAGGGGAGAGUUGGGAGC
Messenger RNA from Colletotrichum godetiae, 1101 nucleotides. RefSeq lists its product as uncharacterized. The record is from RefSeq and is a predicted model, not a curated record. Bases 1 to 702 code for a protein of 233 amino acids. The transcript is spliced from 2 exons. NCBI's taxonomy places the organism in Eukaryota, Fungi, Ascomycota, Sordariomycetes, Glomerellales, Glomerellaceae.